This is a messenger RNA of Lactuca sativa (garden lettuce), 1557 nucleotides long. Its product is annotated as putative UPF0481 protein At3g02645. Lineage: Eukaryota; Viridiplantae; Streptophyta; Magnoliopsida; Asterales; Asteraceae. The record is from RefSeq and is a predicted model, not a curated record.
AUGGCCGUCACCACAAGUUUAUCUUCCAUGUCCAGACAACAAAGAUGGAUUCAUCAAAUUCGCAAGAAAUUCGUCAAGGAAGUCACCAUAGACAUUUCUGAAGAAAACCCUAUAUGUAUUUUCACUGUUCAAAAAUCGGUUACCAUUUUUAAACCUGAUGCUUAUUUCCCUCAGGUGAUUGCUUUAGGUCCAUACCAUCAUAUGGAUCCUCAUUUAUAUGAUAUGGAAAGGUACAAGAUUGCUACUGCAAAAUCACUUUUCAACCAAACCUGUGCUCAUCUCGGAAACAUCAAGUUUCGAGAGUUAUUAAUCAGUAAAAUCAAAGAACUCGACCCUGUUAUCCGAGGUUGCUACCAUAGCUACUUGGACUUCAAUGACAAUACCUUAUCUUGGAUUAUGGCCAUAGAUGGUUUAUUUUUGCUUAACAUCUUGCAAGACCACUUUGCUAAUCUUGAAGAUAACAAGAUGCUACCAGCCAGUGUUCUUUCUAGAGACCUAAUGCUUUUAGAGAACCAAAUCCCGUCUGUUUUAUUGAAAGAAAUUUAUAGAACAUUGAAAUACAAUUCGUCUGAAAAGUAUGAUGAUGUAGUCGAGUUGCUUCAUAUGAUGGAGCAAUUUUGUCGCGCAAACUCUCCUCUCAAAUUGCCAUCAAUUUCAUCAUGCCAAGAUCAUGGAGGAACCUACUUGCAUUUACUAGAUUUAAUGUAUCAGUUGAUUGUUACCAAUGGAUUUUCUGAUACCCAAAGAGUUCCUCCAGAUGAAGAAAAAGAAGAGAAACAAGAUGAGUCAGAGGAAACAGAGGUAAUGGAAGAUGAUAUUAAUUCUGUUUGCGAUAAUAUUGAUUUAAUAACAAAAAUAGCCAUGAAAUUUGGGAUUGCUACAAAAAUCCUCAAGCCGUUCCAGGUUAUACAAGGCAUGCCAUGGGAUAAAAUAUUGAGUUUCUUAGGCUUAAAGAGAGUCAAUGAUUCUGGUAAACAUGAAGGUCCUAUGGUGCAGGAGAUUAAGAUACCAUGUGUCUCUACCUUACACUACUAUGCAGGGAUAACGUUUAGCUCCACAAACGGAGGUAUAAUGGACAUUAAGUUUGUAGAAGAAGAAGCUACUUUAUACUUGCCUGUAAUAACCUUAGAUGUUAAUUCAGAAGUAGUUUUGAGGAAUUUGGUAGCCUAUGAAAACGCUAUGCACUAUUCAUAUUCCAGCCAGUCAAUCUCAAAAUUUGUUGAUCUGAUAAGUGGAAUUAUCGACAACGCUGAGGAUGUUAUACUGUUAAAGCAAAAGGGAAUCAUUAAAGGUGACCUAACGAAUAACCAGAUUGCAGAACUUUUCAAUGGGAUGAACAAAGCAACAAGGAAUUCUGAUAGCAAGACUGUCGCAAAUAUUAAUAAAUACUAUAAGAAGAGGUUGGUUGUGAAGAUAUUUAAGUUCAUCAAAAAGAGAUUCUUUUAUUUGUGGAAGGUGAUCGCUCGUCUUUUAACGAUUCUGUUGUUGUUGUUGCUGGUAUUGUAUUCCUUUUGUCAGUUCUAUGGCUGUCCUAAGGUCGUUGGCAGCAGCAACUAG